Notolabrus celidotus (New Zealand spotty) is the source of this 4215-nucleotide messenger RNA. RefSeq names its product coiled-coil domain-containing protein 73-like. The transcript is spliced from 20 exons. Lineage: Eukaryota; Metazoa; Chordata; Actinopteri; Labriformes; Labridae. The record is from RefSeq and is a predicted model, not a curated record. Bases 310 to 1521 code for a protein of 403 amino acids.
CGACCCUGCAGGGGGUCCCGACCCACACUUUUGGAACCCCUGCACUAGAGGAUAUCUAUCUAUCUAUCUAUCUAUCUAUCUAUCUAUCUAUCUAUCUAUUCAUUCAUUCAUCAGGAGGCUACAGCCGUCUUUCCUCUCUCCUCUCUCUGUCUCAUCUCGGCUGGUGUAACUGACUCAGAGUUAGCAUCACUGCUCAGCUACAGGAGGAAACUAGUCCAGCUGUUGAUUCUCUCUCCUUGUGUGUUAGGCUAACAGUAGUAAACAAAGCAGAGGCCAAGAGGGACCUUGAGAGGCCUUGAAGGAAACUCAAUGGAUCUCAGUGAGGAUUCUGGGGCAUUCCACACCCACUCUACUAAUGGAGGACCCUUAUUUGAGCCGGACUCAUCUCUAUCCAGCAGCCUCUGUCAGACAGGAAGUGGACGCACCAUCACACUACAGCUGUUGGAGUUCAAAACCCUUCUCCUCGAGUUUGUGGAGGAGCUGCAGAUUCAGAGGGAUGCAAAGACACUUUUUGAGGAUCAGAUCAGUAAACUUGUUCUGGAGAAACAGGAGUUGGAGUGGGAGAAGGAAUCUCUACAACAUCAAGCUAAAACGAUGGCAAACCAGCACACUGAGGUGCUCAUGAAUACACAGAAGCAGUUUCAGGCCAAAAUAAGAAGCAUUGAGGAGGUGAAGGAGAAACACCAGGUCAUAGCUGAGUUAAAAGAAAAGGAAAUGACCAACUUAAAGGAAGAGCUCAAGUCCCUACAGCUGCUAAAAUACAACUUGGAGAAGAAAGCAGUUCAGCUGGAACAGAAAAUAGCUUUGCAGUGCAGGUCAAAGGACAGUCACCUCAACCAGCUCGGGGAGGUGGAGAAACGUUUCAGUGCGCUGCUGAGGCAGUGUAACACGGUCAAGCAGGCUCAUGAGAAACUGGAGCAGAACGUUGAUGAUGCCAUGAAAAUGAAUACAAAGCUGACAUCUGCAAAUGGAAGACAUGUUUCAACCAUUGAGUCUUUACAGAAGGAGUUGGCGGAAGUUGGUGACAAGCUGUGCAAGGCCACCAUGGUAACGUUUAAACAUGACAAGACCCAGAAUCUUACAACAACAGAGAGCUCCAUACAGCAGCUGCACCUGAAACUGAACAUGGAAACUGAAAUAAACAAGAAGCUGCAGAAAGACAACCUUGCUGUCCGGGCUGAAAAACAGGAGGUGAUGAGGUCUCUGCAGCACACCCAGCUGCUGCUGCUGAACCAGACACAGGCUGUAAACAAAGUAGAGAUGGAGCUGCAGACACAGAAAGAGCUGAACCAGGCCCUUAAGCAGGAACAUGACAUGAUGCAGGAGGAAAACAAGGCCAUGGAAAACAAUGCGGUCCGACUGAUGGAGAGCUCCACCGUUACCAAGACCAGCUGGGACAAAAAGAAACGAAGCCUCAAUCAUCCCAACCAGCCCUCUCCCACUUCAAUGGAGGAGAUUAUAGGGAAGGAAAUUCUAGUGAAACCAUCUCCAUCUCUGAACAUCCAGCUCUGCAGCACUUGACCUCUGAUCAGACCCAAAACCAGAAACCUUUCAGAGAAUACAGAAACAACACAAGCAGCCAGCGGAGAAACUGAAGGGCAAAAUGUUCCAAAUCACCAUCAACAGUUUCUAAUGAACCAGCAGCCGAACCCCCAACACUCAUCCACCCGUCAACCUGCCAACCACAACCGUGUCAGCCUCAGCAGUCCUCAUGGGACAGCAGGCAGCAGAUCAAACACAGAUAUAAAUCACUUCAGCACACAUGAGAGCGCUCCUGAUGCAGUCUCAGACUUACUUUAUACCAGCUCCUCUGUUACUGAAGAUGCUCGGCAGAUUAGUGAAACUGUGUCCUGCUGUGUGAGUGACACGUCCACUGUACCAUGCUCUGACCAGAAGUCUAACAAUGAAUCAUCAGACGGAGACAAAAGGGAUGAAGCAGAUGGAAGAAUGAUGGAGGAAAACCAGAGGAUGAACAAUUAUGUGAAAGAAGGAACAACUAGCAGAGAGGAAUGUAAACAGAGCAGCACGAUGUGGAGGAGGAAGAGACUUCAGAACUAAAGAGAGGAAUGAUCAUAAACCAAACUACAGACAGACAAGAGGGCAGCAGCCACCAGCCAGCAGAGGACACAGGGGGCAGCAAACUGCCUGAUACAGACACAAGAGACAUGGGAGAGGGAGGGAGGACAGAUGGAACAAACCAGAGGGACACAACAGAACCAAACAAAGAACAAACAGUGGUCCAGGUGACCACAAAACCAACCACAGAGGAGAGUAACUUCAUGGAUGCUGAGCCACCCCUCACUGCCUCUAGGCCCUCAGAUGACUUAAAGAGUCUCUCUCAGAAAGACUGCCAAAAGGAUGCCGACAAAGUCCAUGUGAACACAGAGAUUAUCAGAGAGCAGCAUAUCUCUUCUUCUGAUGAAAGUCAGUGUGUCAACCAUUCAACAAAUUCUGUCGUUCAAGAACUGAAAACCUUCUGUCCGGAUGAGGUCAAAAGCUCUGCUGAAGAGGAAUCCACUCCGUCUGAGCUAAACAAAAGUCACCCUUGUGGACUCCUUGGACAUCUCUCCUGCCAUGCACCCAUGAGAACCAAGCAAGGCAGAGUCCCCUUGCUGAUCACCAGUGGGUCAGAUCCUUCAAGUGCUUCCUGUGUCUCUGGGACUUCAGCGUCCAUCGAGAGUCACCAGCAGGGAGAGUCAGCAACAGCAGACGUGGAGAGGAGAGCUUCUCUGUCGACGUCGUUUCCAGUCUCUACAUCCUCCAGCAGGCUACCAUGCCAAACCUCCCCACUGCAUGGCAGAGCUCCUCCCUUAACAGCAGGUCUGAGUUCAGUAAAACCCUGUGAACCCUCCUGCUCCUCAGCCAGCACAGAAAAACUAUCCUUCAGAGCCCAGAUCUCCAAAAUCGAACAGUUUCUGAAUGCAGACAGGCUCCAUCUGCACAAACGACAGAGAACUGAUAAAUGAAUAACCAAAGCUUACUGUGCUGUGGAGGAAAGCUUCUGUUCCUAUAGUUCUCCUGUAGCACGUCCUUUGGGACUCCUGAAAGUGAUCAAUCUUUAGAACCUUAAAGAUCCGUCUGUGCUAACCGUUCAGUGAGUCUGAUAAAGUUAAAAAGCUCAGGAGUGAUAAAUGUUGACUGGUGUUACGUUUUGACAUAUUUCAUUGCUUCAGUGUCCUAAGUGUUUUAUGAAGUUAACAACAGUUAACAACAGUUCAACAUAGCAGAUGUUAGUCAGCGCUGUGUUCUAACUUGUAUUUAUUUGGUUCUGGUUGGCCCGCUCUGUCUCACUGACCUAAGGAGCAGUAGCAGAUAUGAUGUGGAGGUGAGGCUGGGUUUAUAUUGUUGUAUGUGUUCACAACAUGUUGAGCCAGGUAAAUAAACAUCAAAGGCCAUGCAGUGUUGUCAGUUCAAAAGGCUUGUAACUGUUAACACGCUAAUUAAACUUAAUUAGAGUCCUGACAUAACUAGGUUUCAUGUCCCAGAGGAGCUCUUACUGUGAGUGACACCAUGUUACCUCUGGUGGUGCUUCUGUCGGAGUAAUUAAGAGUUCGGACAGAAAACAACACCAUAACCCUCGUUAGAGAUAUAUAAUUAAAGAAACAGUAAUCACAACACCCUCCCAGUCCCAAUUAACAAAAAUCAAUUAGCAGUGUAAUUAACACAUGUGAACACAAGCCCCUCUUUAAGUUAAUGUUCCCUGGCAGAGGAUUGUAAAGGACAGAGCGUCUGACCACAGAUACUCCUCUCAUGUGUUGAUGAGUCAGUCAGGUGGAAACAGCCUUUUACAACAACCCAGCCUUCUAAAAUGGAUAAAAAUCAAGUGUGUAGUAACUUAUAUAACAUUUAUUAAAACUGUUUGUCAUUUUUUAUUUCAUCAAACACUUGAUCCCUUAAAAUGUAUCAUCAAAAUAUUGUUUUUUGUAGCAGUGUCGAUUUGAAUUUACACAAACACCCAGAUUUUGUACAUGUGCUGUCAUUAUAAGAUCAUUUUGAAAAGCCAUAUUGACCCAGGCCACCAAUUUGGGAUUGAAACACCCAGCUUCAUAUACUCAGGUGAACUUGUCCUUACUAGAAGAGUCAUAAUGCAUGUGUUGUGUAAGACAUGUUGGCUUUGAUGCUCUGUUGCAGUUUCUUUUCAAUUUCUCUCUCAUGUUUAACAUUUUUUUAUUUUCUACAUCUUGUAAUAAACAGUUGAGUAAAUCAUUCAAAAUA